This is a messenger RNA of Hemiscyllium ocellatum (epaulette shark), 3586 nucleotides long. Its product is annotated as C-X-C chemokine receptor type 3-like. The record is from RefSeq and is a predicted model, not a curated record. Gene Ontology annotation, molecular function: C-X-C chemokine receptor activity. Bases 1 to 1101 code for a protein of 366 amino acids. Gene Ontology annotation, biological process: chemotaxis; regulation of leukocyte migration; immune response. The transcript has a single exon. Gene Ontology annotation, cellular component: membrane. NCBI's taxonomy places the organism in Eukaryota, Metazoa, Chordata, Chondrichthyes, Orectolobiformes, Hemiscylliidae.
AUGGAUGGCUUUCAGGAUAUCUUCAACUCCAGUCAGAGUUGGGAUUAUUUCUCAAACGCCAGCUACAAAGAUGAUCUCCUCACUGAAGCCUACGUUAACUGUGGCACCUUCAAGGUUGCAUCUUUUAACAGGAUCUUCCUCCCCAUCUUUUACCUUGCCAUCUUUUUCGUAGGUCUGUUGGGGAAUGGAAUAGCAGUGGCUGUUCUCCUGAAGAACAGAAAGACCUUGGCCAUGACUGACACCUACAUUCUCUACUUGGCAUUUGCUGAUAUCCUCCUGGUGGCCAGUCUGCCAUUCUGGGCUGUGGAGACAGUCAAGGGUUGGGUCUUUGGGUCAAUAGCUUGCAAGAUAAUUGGGGCAAUGUUCAACAUCAAUUUUAACAGUGGCAUCUAUCUUCUGGGUUGCAUUAGCUUUAAUCGCUACCUUUCCAUUGUACAUGCAGUCCAGAUGUAUAAGAAGCACAGGUCUUUGUCAGUCCAUAUCAACUGUCUUGUUGUUUGGCUCCUCUGCUUUCUUUUAGCUAUACCCGAUUUCAUAUACUUGACAGAAUCACACCCCAGUGGUGCUUUGAAAUGCCACUAUGAUUUUAAUGCUGACACUGCCAAGGCUUGGAUGGUGGGCUUGAGAUUUUUCUACCACAUCACCAGCUUCCUUGCACCGAUGACAAUAAUGUUCUACUGUUACAUCAUGAUCAUCAAAACCCUACAUGGAUCCCACAACAUACAAAAGAACAAGGAGCGUAGGGCCAUGAAGGUCAUUGUCCUGGUCGUCAGUGCCUUUUUCAUCUGCUGGGUCCCUUACAACGUGGUCCUCUUCAUAGACACUCUGCAGAGGUUGGGCAUCAUAGCCAGGAGCUGUAUCAUUGAAUUUAGGUUGGACAUUGCCAUCUCCAUGACAUCCAAUCUGGGCUAUUUCCACUGUUGUCUCAACCCAUUUGUGUAUGCUUUUGCUGGAGUGAAGUUCAGGAGAAACCUGCUCCAGAUCUUCAGUGCUAUUGGCUGCAUCAGUCCGAAGACUAUGAAGAAAUACACCAAACCGGGCAGCAAACUGUCUACCAUGACAUUAUCAGAGUCAGGAGAUACUUUGAACUCUGGAAUCUAAGGUCCUAACUAAAAUUGGAUUCAAGGUUCUGGAUUAUAUUGUCAGCAAUGGAUCAAUGUGCAGUAAUUGUCCCUUCUAAAUCAGAAUUCAAAUUCACCUCUGGAGAUAAGAGAGCAUGGUCUAGGCUAACACUCCAGUGCAAUAGCUGUUAAUGUACUUUUAUCAAUAGGCUAUAGAAAAAAGUCUUCAGUUUGACCCCAUUUACUUAUACAUCACGUCCAUAUUGCCCUCUGCUGCCUGGGAUGGACCUUUAACCACCAAUGCUUCAAAGUGUAAUAUAGCUCACUAUACAAACCAAGGUUGGAAGAAUUAAAUCUCGAUUUGUAUUAAUAGGUAUAUCUCAUAGUUCAACUCAACAUAUAAGUUUACUAUAAUGAACGCGUUAUCAAACCCAUUCUUUAUGUAUUCAUGUAGAUAUUAAAAUAAUGAGGACACUGCCCAUAGUUCCCUGGUCAAUAUUUUCUGUUGAGUCCCAUGCUCAGAGAUAGAGAUUUGGAAAAUUGGACCUCAACAAAUAAUGGUGAAAGAUUCAAUCAAGAUCACCGGGAAGGAACAAAAGCAUUAAUAAUGGAGCUAAAGUGACUUUAUAAAUAAAAAAUUAAAUACUGACGCUUGAUGUCUACAAAAAGCAACUUUAAAGUCAGACAACAUUAUCAGACUUCUGCAGCUAAAGAAGGAAGACAAAUGAUUCAUUUUAAUUCAGUUUAGACAGACAAAUUGGAAAAGAUAUGGAAUUCUGGUCACUUCAUUGGAGCUGAGAGAAAUAAUUAUUGCAAGGAAGGAUGAACAAGAAAAUGUAGGAAAGGAAAGCUGGGAUGAAAACGGAUGAAGGAUAUAAUGGACUGGAUACUGAUGACCUGUGUAAGGACAGAGUGGAAGACCCAAGUGGUGAGCUAUCUGGGAAGAUGGUGGCACCGAUGAAUGUUCAAAUUCUGACAAAAGGCCAAGUCAGACAAAAGGACGCUCAUCAGAGAAUCAGAGACGGUGGGAAAGGAAGUGAAAGCCAGAAACGUUCAGAGCACUCACUUGCAUUCAGAUCAGAGAGAGAGAACCUGCAGUGCAUAUGGGACUAAUUACUUAAUGUGUACUAAUGUUAAUGGAGACAUUUUGAGUCCAGGAAAUCUAAAGAAAUACAAAGCCAAUAACAACAAGCAGUAUUAAAGCACCUAUAACAAAGAAAACUACCCCAAAGGCACUGAAAAGAGGCAAUGGAACAAAAAAUAGACCCUGGACCAUCAAAAGAGAUGUUAGGAAGGGUGACCUACAUUUUUGUCCAACAGUUGGGUUUGAUGGCGUGAGUUAAUGUGGAGAGGAAAGUGGAAACGUGGGAGAUUUUGAGGAGCCUGACCAUUAGUGGAGAGGCAAAGGGAGUGGAAUGAGGAUAUGGGCAGUUGCAAGAUCCUAGCAUCAACAAAAUGGAAAACAAACAACAGAAAGACAACUUCAAAAGGUCAGAGUGUCUCAAAACACUUUAGAACCGAUAAGUAUUUUUGAAAUGUGGUCAGUGUUGUAAUAUAGGAAACAUGAUAGCUCAUUUGUGCAUAGCCUGCUCCCACAAACAGCAAUGUAGUAGUGACCGGGAAAUUUGUUUCUUUCAAGUGAUGUUGAUUGAGGGAUAAACACUGGCAAGGACACCAGGCAAGGACACCAGGCCCCUUCUCUUCUUCAAGUAGUGUCAUGUGAUCUUCUGCAAUGAUCUGAGCAAGCAGACAGAAGCUCGAUUUAAACAUCUCAUCCAAAUAAUCACUCCCUCAGAAUACACUGCAGAGGCAGAGAAAAUGUUUCGGUCCAAGUCACUGGAUUGAGAUUUGAAGACAUGACAUUCUGACUUUGAAUAUCAUCGCUGAGAUGUGGCCCAGCAUAGAGAUCGUAAGGCUUGAGGAAGUUAAAGAAUUACAGAGAUCUACAAUUUUCUAUCCACUAAUUUCAAUUGAUGAGGAAUAAGAAAAUCCAGCUUUUAAUGUUAACAUUUAAAUACCUAUAGAGAAGACAGAAGGAGAUGGGAAGGCAAGUAUUGCUGCACCAGGGAUAAUCUGAGAAUAUGAUAACAGGAUAACCAAGAGACCAUAAUCUCCUCAGUCUUGAAGCAGACAACAAUAAAUUUGGUUACAAAGGAUUCAACUGUAGUUCAAAAUUGCUGCCGGUUAAGUUUGGCCAUGCAACCAUAAGACAUUACACAUUAAGCAAAUCUCAAUAUUACAUUCAUUCCAAAUACUAGCUAACUGAACAAUAUCAUAUGAUGUUGAACUCAAAUAAUACUUGCUGUAUAAAAGCCCAAAAAAGACCCAAAAAUCGCUGGAAAAGCACAGCAGGUCUGGUAAGCAGCUGUGGAGAGAAAUCUGUUCUGAGGAAGGGUCACUUGACCUGAAACGAUAACUCUGAUUUCUCUCCACAGAUGUUGCCAGAUUUGCUGAGCUUUUCCAGAAAUUUCUGUUUUUGUUGUUAACGCUUGCUAUGAGUCUAUCAGCUAAACAUUGUAUUAUUA